AUGGCCAAAACAAAGUCUCUACUGCUUCUCCCACCACCUCCCACAAUUGUGGAUGCGUCAUCUAUUGCUGCGGCAUAUAAGCAGUCCAUCUCAGCUACUGUAUCAAGCCUCAGAAAUCAGCCCACAAGUACAGAGCUUCAAGUAGUACUGCCAUGUCCUCCUACGCCUUGGAGUGAUACUCAAAACCUCCUGGCUACUUUCUACGGUCUUUUCUGUCUGGUUUGUGUUAAUCUUGACGUUGAUGUUGACACGGGUACUCCUGGAUCGGUGGACGCACGAGUUCUAUUGUUAGACUAUGAUGAGAGUUGGACAGAAAAUGCGGGCGAGCAACAUGCUCUCAGUGUUCAUGCUGGACCAAUCGUGGAACUUCCAACAUUGGCAAUAACUCGUUACCAGUGGGACCAGAUCUUUUCCGUUGACGGCGAGGGAGGUCAGAAACUGCUAGCACAUUUCGCCAAUCUGGCAAACCAAACGAGCCCUCUACUGUCUGGCCAAUUCCAUACAGUCAGCGGCGGAAUAAUCAUGAAGCAAAAUAUCCUCAAGGAGCCCCAGGAAUCAAUCAAAUCGUCGUCAUACCAUGAAGUUGUUGCCGUUGGUGGAACUUUUGAUCAUCUUCACGCCGGUCAUAAACUACUACUUACCGCUACUGCCCUGCUUCUCAAGCCUCAGCCUGUCACUUCAACAAGACUUCGGCGUCUGAUCGUUGGUAUCACUGGAGACGAGCUUUUGAAAAACAAAAAGUACGUCGAGCACCUAGGUACCUGGGAACAACGACAGGAUGAUGUUGUUGACUUUUUGCUAUCAAUACUUUCCUUUACAACACAGGAUCGGGAAAGCGAGGUCAAAAAGGUACAAUAUAAUGAGCCGGUUCCAAAUGGUCGGGCCAUACAUACUACCAUCAAUUCUUCUUUUCUCACAAUCGAGUGUGUAGAGAUCCAGGAUCCUUUUGGGCCAACAAUCACAGAUAAGAGCGUCACAGCCUUGGUUGUUUCAAGUGAGACGAAAUCCGGUGGCCAAGCGGUCAAUGACAAGAGGGUUGAGAAGGGUUGGGAGCCACUGGAGGUAUAUGAGGUUGAUGUUCUAGAUACCAGCGAGGAUAUCGACAGUAGUGUCAAAGCAAAAGACUUUUCAUCUAAAAUCAGCAGCUCUGCUAUACGCAAACGAAUUGCCGAGACCACACAGAAAUCCUCCCUCUAG
Hymenoscyphus albidus is the source of this 1197-nucleotide messenger RNA. Lineage: Eukaryota; Fungi; Ascomycota; Leotiomycetes; Helotiales; Helotiaceae. The record is from the annotation of a GenBank genome assembly.